This is a messenger RNA of Oncorhynchus kisutch (coho salmon), 4950 nucleotides long. Its product is annotated as gamma-taxilin. The record is from RefSeq and is a predicted model, not a curated record. NCBI's taxonomy places the organism in Eukaryota, Metazoa, Chordata, Actinopteri, Salmoniformes, Salmonidae. Gene Ontology annotation, biological process: regulation of cell cycle. The transcript has 7 exons. Bases 702 to 1859 code for a protein of 385 amino acids. Gene Ontology annotation, molecular function: syntaxin binding.
UCUGUCACACAGCAAGCUGGAGAGCCUCUGUAGGGAACUGCAGAGACACAAUAAGACCCUCAAGGUAGGUAGUGAGGAGAGUCUGUCACACAGCAAGCUGGAGAGCCUCUGUAGGGAACUGCAGACACAAUAAGACCCUCAAGGUAGGUAGUGAGGAGAGUCUGUCACACAGCAAGCUGGAGAGCCUCUGUAGGGAACUGCAGAGACAGAAUAAGACCCUGAAGGUAGGUAGUGAGGAGAGUCUGUCACACAGCAAGGCCAUCCUGUCACACAGCAAGCUGGAGAGCCUCUGUAGGGAACUGCAGAGACACAAUAAGACCCUCAAGGUAGGUAGUGAGGAGAGUCUGUCACACAGCAAGCUGGAGAGCCUCUGUAGGGAACUGCAGAGACACAAUAAGACCCUGAAGGUAGGUAGUGAGGAAAGUCUGUCACACAGCAAGGCCAUCCUGUCACACAGCAAGCUGGAGAGCCUCUGUAGGGAACUGCAGAGACAGAAUAAGACCCUGAAGGUAGGUAGUGAGGAGAGUCUGUCACACAGCAAGCUGGAGAGCCUCUGUAGGGAACUGCAGAGACACAAUAAGACCCUGAAGGUAGGUAGUGAGGAGAGUCUGUCACACAGCAAGCUGGAGAGCCUCUGUAGGGAACUGCAGAGACACAAUAAGACCCUCAAGGUAGGUAGUGAGGAGAGUCUGUCACACAGCAUGCUGGAGAGCCUCUCUAGGGAUCUGCAGAGACACAAUAAGACCCUCAAGGUAGGUAGUGAGGAGAGUCUAUCACACAGCAAGCUGGAGAGCCUCUGUAGGGAACUGCAGAGACACAAUAAGACCCUCAAGGUAGGUAGUGAGGAGAGUCUGUCACACAGCAUGCUGGAGAGCCUCUCUAGGGAUCUGCAGAGACACAAUAAGACCCUCAAGGUAGGUAGUGAGGAGAGUCUAUCACACAGCAAGCUGGAGAGCCUCUGUAGGGAACUGCAGAGACACAAUAAGACCCUGAAGGAUGACAACACGCAACGGUCCAGAGAGUAUGAGGAGCGUCGGAAGGAGGCCACCCUUCACUUCCAGAUGACGCUGAACCAGAUCGAGGUACAGAUGGAACAGCACAACUCUCACAACUCCAAGCUGCGCCAGGAGAACAUGGAGCUGGCCCAGAAACUCAACAAGCUCAUCAAACAGUACGAGCUCAGGGAGGAGCACAUUGACAAGGUGUUCAAGCACAAGGAGAAGCAGCAGCAGUUGGUGGAUGCCAAGCUCCAGAGGACAGCUGAGCUGAUGAGAGAGUUGGAGGGGAAGCAGCAGAGAGAGAGAGACUUUCUCCUGAAAGACGCCACAGAGUGGAGACAUGAAUGUGAGCUGUUGAAGGAACAGGAGACUCAGCUCAAACAGCAGCUCUCUUUGUACAUGGACAAGUUUGAGGAGUUUCAGACCACUCUGGCGAAAAGCAACGAGGUGUUCACUACCUUCAGACAGGAGAUGGAGAAGAUGACCAAGAAGAUCAAGAAGCUGGAGAAGGAGACGACUCUGUGGAGAACGAAGUGGGAGACGAACAACCAGGCUCUGCUACAGAUGGCUGAGGAGAAGACACUGCGGGACAAACAUCACAAGGGCCUGCACGGGAAGCUGGAGUGCCUGGAGAAACUGUGCCGGGCUUUGCAGAAGGAGAGGGACGACCUCACCAUCAAACUGGGAGACCUAAAGUCAACAACCGAGGAGGAGGAGGGGACGGAACCUCCAGACCCCCAGCCCAGCCUGGAGUCUACCCAGGAUGAGAUGUCUCCGCCUGGGAGGGGGGAAGAGACGCAGCCCCUUACUACCCCUGAACUGGAGCUAGAGCCCUCCACCACAGAGCAACUUGACAACUGAGCCACUAACCCCCUCUGCCUUUUGGGGGGUGUAUUUGAAUACAGUAUAUCUUUUUUUGUGUGUUAAAGUUAUAAUUAAGAUUAAAAUGACUGCAUUAUUAGCAAUGAAUAUAAUACUUUUUGCCCUGACUGUACAUUGUAAAACUGGGCUUUGUGGUGAGCACGAGGCUCCCCCUUUUUCUACCACAUUUGUAUUUUCUUAGAUGAUUGUCUUCAUGCUGUUGGUCAGUCACAGGGCUGUUGUUCAGCAACUUUCUCGUGGUCAGUCACAGGGCUGUUGUUCAGCAGCUUUCUCAUGGUCAGUCACAGGGCUGUUGUUCAGCAGCUUUCUCGUGGUCAGUCACAGGGCUGUUGUUCAGCAGGUUUCCUGUGGUCAGUCACAGGGCUGUUGUUCAGCAGCUUUCUCGUGGUCAGUCACAGGGCUGUUGUUCAGCAGCAUUCUCGUGGUCAGUCACAGGGCUGUUGUUCAGCAGGUUUCCUGUGGUCAGUCACAGGGCUGUUGUUCAGCAGCUUUCUCGUGGUCAGUCACAGGGCUGUUGUUCAGCAGCUUUCUCGUGGUCAGUCACAGGGCUGUUGUUCAGCAGCUUUCUCGUGGUCAGUCACAGGGCUGUUGUUCAGCAGCAUUCUCGUGGUCAGUCACAGGGCUGUUGUUGUUCAGCAGCUUUCUCGUGGUCAGUCACAGGGCUGUUGUUGUUCAGCAGCUUUCUCGUGGUCAGUCACAGGGCUGUUGUUCAGCAGCUUUCUCGUGGUCAGUCACAGGGCUGUUGUUGUUCAGCAGCUUUGUCGUGGUCAGUCACAGGGAAGUUGUUGUUCAGCAGCUUUCUCGUGGUCAGUCACAGGGCUGUUGUUGUUCAGCAGCUUUCUCGUGGUCAGUCACAGGGCUGUUGUUGUUCAGCAGCUUUCUCGUGGUCAGUCACAGGGCUGUUGUUGUUCAGCAGCUUUCUCGUGGUCAGUCACAGGGCUGUUGUUGUUCAGCAGCUUUCCAGUUGGACUAAAAUUGUACUUUCUCCCGUCUCCCAAUUUCCUCUACAGUCUGACACGUCUCUGUCCAGCUUUCUUCCAUUGAAAAAUCUAUAUUUUGGAGCUGUGGAAUUGUAGUCAGAUUAAAUCUCUUUUAGAACUCUUAACAGUGUUCAGAUUAAAUAUCUGUUGAACUGAUAUUGUAGUGGGAUUUAAAUUCUAUCAUAUGCAUAUUGCUAUAUUGAAGUAGCCUUGUUGCAUCGUCGUGACUAACUGAAUCUAAUCUCUGUCUAGGACCAGAAAUAGCAGGGCAUUGUACAGUAGAAGAGUUGCAAACAUACAAUGUUUAUCUCCGAGCAGGUACCAUAGAUUUACUAGGAUGGGAAUUCCCAGUCAAGUCAAUGUAACAUGAUUGGUUGACUUGUAUUUCUAUGGCUGGGCCAUUUCAGUCGUUGGCUUGUCAUGAUGGAAUCUACUGGCUUUCUAAUACCUCAGCACUGGUGUUUAGUUUCAGUCAAGUCUCCUUUCUGAAGCACCUGGGACUUGAAAAGGAACAUCCCUGUCCUUUUAACAUGAGACUGAGUCUAAAGGGUUAAAUCUGUUCAGCUUUGACCAAGAUGCCAUGCAGUCAACAGACAGCACGUUCAGUCAUUGUAUGUUCCCAGUUUCUGCAGGAGGACCCCUGGUUCUGAUGCUGCUGUAUAUACAGGCUUUCCUGGUUUGUAAUUCCAGUAGCCUGGCCCCAGAUCUGUGUGUUGUCUGGUCCAACUUGACAAACAGCACAAUAGAUCUGGGACCAGGCUAUCAUUCCAAUACGCCAAGGGACAAACUGUUCUCCAGCUCUCCUUAACUGAUACCUCCACAUGAUGGAGAGGGGGGCAUUCGGGUUCAAUUUACCCAAUGGUUAAGGGCUCACUGGGUCAUUUACCCAAUGGUUAAGGGCUCACUGGGUCAUUUACCCAAUGGUUAAGGGCUCACUGGGUCAUUUACCCAAUGGUUAAGGGCUCACUGGGUCAUUUACCCAAUGGUUAAGGGCUCACUGGGUCAUUUACAUGGAGAAGUCAGUGAGGCACUUUACUGCAGACACUGUGGGCCUUCAGGAACUGGGUCUGCUUGGUAACUUGGUUGUGUUCCAGACCAGUGAACAUUUAUAUGGGACGUAAUGUUUCUUGGGCUCCAAAUAGGCUUCUUUCUAUUCCUUAUGUCUUGUUUUUGUUUUAAUAGACAGAACUUGGUUUUAUUUCUGGAAGCAAAAAGACUGAACAAAAAAAGACAUGGAUUUAUAAGGUGCCUUUUCAUCUUAUACUUUAUACUGGAAAAACAUGUGAUUUGCAUUAUUUUUUUUUUUAUACAAACACAAUGCGAACGUUCACUAAGAACUUAUUUGGCAUUGGAGAUAUUUGCCGACAAUGUGAAACAAAUGUAACCAAUCUCUUGUAAUGAGAAUGAUGGUGGUUUUGGGCCUCAGGUCAGGGUUGUGUUCAUUAGGCAUCAAACAAGAAAACAAAUUGAAACUGGGUUCAAUCACUGAAACUGUUUCCAGCUGCAAAAUAUUUAAACCGUGAUCGGAUCCGUGCCCUAAUAAACACUACCCAGGUUCCCCUACUGGCCAGAUCACCCUGUCAUCGACCUCAGAUAUCACCAGCUUACAUUGUCUUUUUGUUUUCUUGUGAAGUCAUAAGGAUGUAAUUCAGAGCACGGCCCCUGAAGUUUUAAAGGUGAAUGUUAAGAUGGGUCCAAGCCACGGUUUGGGGGGGGUACUGCAUCUUAACCCCCUCAAGUCUAAAUCAAGUUCAAUACUUUACUGUGUGAUGUGGUCCAGGCCAGUUGGAUGUAGCCUGAGUCCAUCUGCUUGGGCUAUUAUGCCAACUCAUUGUCAUGCUAAAUGUUUGGCUUGACUGACAGCAAUGAAGUAGGCAAAAAGCACAAACAGACUGGCGCUCAGGCUAUUGUGGAUGCCCGCCAGUCAAACUCAGGUUACGUAAAGACAUCUACCUCUGCAGGUGAACUGUGAAAGCAGAGCUAGUUUAUGUUCAGAAAGCUUGGAGCCCACAUUCCCCUUUAGAAGAUUGUGAAAUGUUCUUAUAGUCCCGUCUCUCGCUUUUCAAUAAACUAUUUUGUAGUAUUUCAAA